Nymphaea colorata (pocket water lily) is the source of this 3239-nucleotide messenger RNA. RefSeq names its product putative pentatricopeptide repeat-containing protein At1g16830. The coding region runs from base 891 to 2984 and encodes 697 amino acids. Lineage: Eukaryota; Viridiplantae; Streptophyta; Magnoliopsida; Nymphaeales; Nymphaeaceae. The transcript is spliced from 3 exons. The record is from RefSeq and is a predicted model, not a curated record. Gene Ontology annotation, molecular function: protein binding.
UCAACUUUCAAUUCGCGCGAAACCCUUUGCAUCUUCCUCCGGUGCUGCCGCAUGUGCUGCUGCUCCCCGCCGUUUUCUCUCCUGUCGGCAGCUUCCGUCUGUGCUGCGGUGGCCCCUGCGUCGUUCUCCCCUUUACAUCAGGCACGCCUCUCUCUCCCCCCCCAUCCCUCCCGCUCCUCGCCGGGUCGGCCAUGGCCGACGCAGAGAGGUCCUCCCGGCUUGAGGUGGCCGACGCACACUGGGGCUGUUCUUUCUUCUCAUUUCUAAGAAAGAGAAUGUAUGAGUAGCAUGGCUGACGCACACCUCCCAUUGGGAGGAUGCCAACCCAGAGAGGCGCCGGGAGUGGCUGCACAAGGGAGCCUUGGUAGCUCUCAUGCCGAACAUGGGUCACCGUCAGUUACGAGAUUAUCUAAAGGGGCUUCGAUGGAAACAGUUGAUAAGAAGGCUAAUUAUGUGGGAAGUGCGGACAAGGUCACGCCCAAUAUAGACAUGUUGGGUGCUGGUCUGCAAAAUGAAGUUGGUGAAUGCAGCUGCUUCUGAAUGUCAUUAUACAGGGCAAUCAAACAGCAAAAAAGAAAUUCUUGAAAGGUUCUUCCAGAAAAUCAAACAUGCCCUCAGUCCAGAAGAAUUUUUCUCAUUCAGCUUAUUCCAAAACUAUAAUUAUGCAUCCAUCAAAUGGACCCUAAGAGGGUUUCCUUUUGCUUCUGCAGCGUUGUCUUUUCUUUUGUCAUCACAGGGCUAUCUAUUGUUGCCAACAUGAAGGUCACUGCCACCACUUAUCAUACUUUAUCUUUACAAGAGCUUCACCUUGUCAAGCACCUCUCUCGGGUGAUAAUAAACAGGCAGCCUACAUCACUCCCAUUGAUUUUCUUACUACUUUGACUUGCUUUAUGAUGCAUGAAAUCAUUAAAUGCUCCAUACAAUCAGUGAUGAAGAGGUUGAAAUGCAAGUUUGUUUCCAAUCUCACUCAAAGCUCUCUCCCUCUUACCACAGCAUGCUUCAUGGUAGGAGGCCUUUGCCACCAUCGUUGUUACUCUCAGAAACCCCAAAAUAUGAGGUAUCAACAUGGGGUGAUGGCAAGAAACAUUGAUUUUGGAUUAAGAUACCAUGGAAAUCUCACUCCUCGCAUCAUUAACUCGUGUUUGGAAGCCUGCCCAUCUGAUAUCAUGGCAUUAUCCCUUUUGUUGUGGUUUGGCCGGCAGCCAGGUUACUUCCAUGAGUCGCAAGCCUACAAAAUUGCUGCUCCUAUCGUCCAACGGCUCAUGAAUCGACUAGAAUCUGUGGAUGCUUUGCUAUGUGAAUUGGAGAAAAUUGGCUGUGUGGUAAAAGCUUAUACUUUUCUUGUUUUGAUGAGGAUCUCUUGGCAAGAAAGCAUGUAUGAACUAGCAGUAGAAGCUUUUCAAGCGAUGUCUAAGUUUGGGUUCAUCCCGAACACCUAUGCUCGGAACAUGAUAAUUGAUAUCUUGUUCAAAAUCGGACGGCAGGAUGCUGCAUUGUCUAUGGUCAAUGAUACCUACCUCCCUAAUUACUUGACAUAUGAAAUCACUAUUAAGAAUCUGUGUAAGCUGGGAGAUGUUGAUAGAGUUCAGAGGUUUAUGAAAGUGGUGGUGGGCAAUGGGUAUUCUCCAAACUUUGCGACAUACAUGAUGGUUGUGAACUGUUUCUGCAAGGCAAGGAGGGUGGUGGAUUCCUUGCCAAUACUUGGCCUUAUGAUUACUUCUGGCCAUGACAUCUCUGUGUCUAUCUGGAGUAUCUUAAUAGAUGGAUUCUGUAGAAUUGGCAGUGCUGGUAGAGCUGUUCAAAUGCUGCGAGACAUGGAAAAAUGCGGGUGCUGCCCGAAUGUCUUUACAUAUACGUCACUAAUUAAAGGACUGUUUGAAGUCCAAAUGUUUGAGGAAGCAUGGAAUGUAUGGCAGGGAAUGCAAUCAAAAGGGUGUGUCCCUGAUCUGGUUGUUUAUAAUGUCCUUAUUCAUUCUUUCUGCAAAUGUGGUCAGCAUAACAAGGCAGUAGCAUUAUUUCUUCAGAUGGGCCAGAGAAACCUGAAACCGGAUUCCUAUACUCUUUCCUCUUUGGCGCCUACUCUAAGGCAUGGUGAUGACUUUGUACUGUUCAGGAGAGCAGGGAUAUCGCUUGAUCUUGUUUGCUAUAAUUCACUUAUGAAUGCUCUCUGUAAAAUGGGAUACACAUCAAAGGCCUUGGAGAUAUACAAUGAUAUGGUAGAAGAGGGCAUUUUUCCAGACAGGUUUAGUUAUGCUACUUUACUCUAUUGUCUCUGCAGAGAAGGGAGAGUUAAUUAUGCAAUUAAUGUGUAUUACGGACUUCUUCUUAGCAAUGCUAGUCUUGAUGCUCAUGUUCAUACUGUCUUGUUGAAUGGGCUUGUAGAAGCUGGUAAGUAUCAUACAGCGAUCAGAUUGUUCAGGAAGGCUGUCACUGAGAAUUGUGGACUUGAUAUAGUGUCUUACACGGUCAUUUUGCGUGGGCUUGUUAUAGCUGGUAGAUUCGAUGAGGCGAGCAGUUUGUUCAGCCAUAUGGUAGAACUUGGUUUGGUUCCUAACACAUUUACAUUUAAUGUGUUGUUACAUGGUUUUGCCAAGACUCGAGAUACUGCUGCUGUCAAGAAAAUUUUGAAAGAAAUGUAUGCUUUUGGGGUUGAUAUGGAUUCUGUAACCUUCAAUAUACUUAUUGGUUUCUUGUGUAGAAUCCAUCGCAUGAAAUCAGCUCUCCAUCUAUUUUCUGAAAUGUGCAGCUAUGGAAUCAGGCCUACUAAGGCCACUUAUGCAAUUAUUAUUGAUGGGCUUUGCAAGAUUGGAUGGCUGGAAGAUGCUUAUCUCAUGAUUGACUAUCUAGAAGAAGGAGGAUUUGUUGAAGAGAACACUUAUAGUGCAACUAAUAUUCUCCCACUUAAGUCACGCACACUGAAAUCAAUUCUUAGAUUCAAGGAAAUGGCAUAUUUUGAAAAGUCAGAAGUGGCAACCUUUGCAUAACUUGCAUAUGGGCAGGUGCACACAGUCACACGUGUGUGUGCACAAAUGCACAUCUUGAAUACGUGCUUGCAUCGAUCUCCAUAUUUCAGGUUCAUUGAAGUUCAAUCUAAUCAAGAAUGGCUUUGAAGUUGGUAAAGGAGAGCAACCAUUGCCACAUUUAUUAUGUCUUCAAGGUGGACUGAGCUUUGAAUGUCCACCAACUGAAGCUAGUGGUUGGCUGAAGAAAGCUUGUGAAGAAUACGUGUCAUAUUUCUU